AUGAAAAAACAAAAAAGAAUAUAUGACCAAUCAUAUAUACAAUUAAAGGAACCUCUAUCUUCUCAUAAUAAUAUACUAAAUAGCGAUGAACAUGAUGAAAAAAUAAAAAAAAAGAAAAAAGAUGAAAGAAAAAUAAAUAAACAUUCGUAUGAAAAUAUUUCUGAUAGUACAAACCUUUCAACCAAUAAAUAUUACAUGAACGAUUCAAAAAAAAAGGAAAAAAAAGAAAAUAAUAAGAUACACAAAGUGAUUAGACAUAAAAUAGGUAUGUUGUUUGAAAGGAUAAAAAAAAAAACAAAAAGAAAAAAGAAAGAAGAAAAAUACACACAAAGGAAUAAUUGUAAUGAUGAUGAUAAUAACAAUAAUAAUAAUAAUUAUUAUUAUAAUAGGAACAAAUUCUAUGAUUAUUUGCCCAACAUUGAAAAUAUCAAAAUUAAGAAUAUAAAUAAGAAACAUAUAAAAAAUAUCUAUAAUAAUACAAAAGAUAAAUUAACAAAGAAAAGAUACCAAACUACUAAUCAUAAUACAAUUCAUGUAAACAAAUAUAAUGAAAAUGGGAUGCUAUUAUAUAAUAUUAAAAAUAUAUUAAAUUUAAAUAAUGAUGAUAUAAAUAAUUUAAUCAAAAUAUCAAAUUUUUUUAUGGACUUAGAUAUGGAUACUUUUUAUCAUACAUUUAUCAAUAAUAAUAAUAAUAAUAUUAUUAAUAUAUUAAAUUACAAUAUAAAUCACAAUAAAAAUAUAUAUGAUAUAAAAGAAUAUACAAAUCAUAAAAAUGAAAAAGUUAUACAAUAUAAACAAAAUUCAUCUCUCUAUCUUGGAGUUAGUGUAUGUAACAUAUCUAUAUCAGAGUCUUCUUAUUUCUUAUAUAAUAAAAACGUAAAAUACAAAUAUACCCCUAGUCAUCAUGUAACAAAUCAAAAUUAUUUUCAUGAUAAUAAAGCCACCAACAUAAAUAAUCUUGAUUAUUUUAAAGAUAAAUCUAAGGAACAAUAUUCUGACAUAAAUACACAAAUAAAAACACAUUUAUAUUAUCAACAUCCUUAUGAUGAUUCUAUAUGUUUUCUUAGUUCUUGUAAUAAAGAACAUAUCAUAACAAACAAACAAGACAUAAACAACCAACAACAUGAUAUAAAAAAUGAACUAGGUAAAGAAAAUCAUCAAAACAUAUGCUUCCAUAAAAAUUAUGGAACCUAUUAUUAUCAUAAAAAAAAAUAUAUAUACCAUAGGAAUAAUAAUCCUAUAAGUACAAAUUUUGAUCUACACAAUAAUAAAAAAAAAAAAAAUUAUAAACACAAUAUAGAUAAUCAUAGAAAAUAUAAAAGUACUAUUAUUCAUUUUUUUAAAAAAAAAUUUUUAAGAAUAAAAAAAAAAAAAAAAGAAACUAAAAAAAUAACUAAAACGAGGAGUGAUGAAACUAUAUAUAUUCAUAAAAAUAUAGAACAACACAAAAAUUAUAAAAAGGAAUAUUCCGAUAUAUAUAGAAACGAAAAUAUAAAUUAUGAAAUAAAAAGGGACAACCAUAAAUAUAACAACAAUAAAUAUAACAACAAUAAAUAUAACAACAAUAAAUAUAACAACAAUAAAUAUAACAACAAUAAAUAUAACAACAAUAAAUACAACAACAAUAAAUAUAACAACAAUAAAUAUAACAACAAUAUGUAUAACAACAAUAUGUAUAACAACAACAUAUAUAACAACAAUAUAUAUAAUAACAACACAUAUAACAAUACAUAUAACAAUAAUAUUAAAAAAAAACUACGGUUCAUAAUAAAUAAAUUAUUUUUAGAAAGAAGUAAAGAAAAAAAAACAAACAGAUCCAAUAUUGUGCAAGGACAAAAACAUGACCUACCAUAUAUUUCAAAUAAAUAUUUGGACCCUAAAUUUAAUGAAUUGUAUUAUAUUCAGAUGAUAAAUGUUUAUAAUGAACCUUUUUCAAUUUAUAUUAAAAUAUAUCAAAUAUAUAUUUUCUCAAAAAAAACAAAAAAUAUAAAACAUUUUGUAGAUAACGAUAUAUGUCCGAACAAUAUACAACCUUUAACAUCUAAUAAAGAGAAAACAAAUGUUUCGAUUUAUGUACUUAUAGACAUUCAAAAUCAUUUUCUAAAAUAUAUUAUAAAGAAAAAAAUAAUAACAGAAAUACAACACUGUUUACAAAAUUGGGAAAAAUAUAUCAUAACAUAUAUACAGAAGAUGAGGGGAAUUCAUAAUAAUAAUGAUGAUAAUUAUAAUAAUUUUAUAUCUUUAUCAAAUGUAGUAAUAUAUAAAAAUAAUUGUGAUCUUAUUAUUCAACAUAUAAUAAAUAAAAUAAAAUAUUAUCUUAAUAUUUAUGUUAUACCCUUCUUUCAUAAAAUACUUAUAAGUAUUACAAAUUAUAUUUCAGUGAACUAUAAAAAUGAAAAUUUACAAUACUAUUUUUUUCAUUCUUCUACAAAAAAAAAAAAAAUCCAACUCUUUAUACAUAAAACAAAAAAUAAAUUAAAAAAUACAUACAAUAAUAUAUUCUGUAAAGAAAAAAAUAGAAACCAUAACAUACAAAACAAAAAUAAUCAAACAUAUCUUAAUAAAGAUUUAUCAUAUUUUUUUUAUCCAAAUAAAGAAAAAAAAUAUAUAUAUAUAAAGAAAAAUAAAACAAAUCCACAUUAUCAAUAUUAUUACACAUUUUAUGAUCUUAUAUAUGAAACACCUUUCUAUUAUUUAAAGUCACACAAAACAGUACAAAAUUAUAUUAUAUAUAUAAAUAGUUUAUAUUUUAGAAGGUUACUCUUAUUAUAUACAUUUCUAUUAUUCUUUUUAUUAUUUCUGAUGAUAUUUAAUAUGCCUAUAUAUUCAUAUAUUAAAAUAUAA
This is a messenger RNA of Plasmodium reichenowi, 2844 nucleotides long. RefSeq lists its product as hypothetical. The transcript has a single exon. The coding region runs from base 1 to 2844 and encodes 947 amino acids. Lineage: Eukaryota; Apicomplexa; Aconoidasida; Haemosporida; Plasmodiidae. The record is from RefSeq and is a predicted model, not a curated record.